GGUCGAGGUUGCCGACGCUAUGAUGGCAUAUUUGGAAACUGUCGACAAUAGAUAUUACUUAGUCGGAACUCCCCCGGACAUCCUCUACGCUGCAUCAGGCGGUGCGUAUGACUAUUUCUACCUGGAAGGAGUACCCUAUGCGUACACGUAUGAAUUACGACCACAGAGUGGAACCAGCAAUGGCUUCGUUAUCAGCCCUUCAAACAUCCCAACUGCUGCAGAAGAACUGUUUAUCUCAUUGUGGGCGUUCGCAACCUACGACAAUUUGAACUACGAUUAAACCAAAGACAAAACUGCAGAAGCUGCGCAACAUCAAGAAACAUCCCUAGAAACUGGUCUUAUGUUGUUAUUAAAUCUUCAUUUAUAAAUAAAAAAUGCCUUGAAGUGUUA
This is a messenger RNA of Ruditapes philippinarum (Manila clam), 390 nucleotides long. Its product is annotated as carboxypeptidase O-like. The transcript has 2 exons. NCBI's taxonomy places the organism in Eukaryota, Metazoa, Mollusca, Bivalvia, Venerida, Veneridae. Gene Ontology annotation, molecular function: zinc ion binding; metallocarboxypeptidase activity. Bases 20 to 280 code for a protein of 86 amino acids. Gene Ontology annotation, biological process: proteolysis. The record is from RefSeq and is a predicted model, not a curated record.